CAUCCACUGUUAUCAGAUCCAGCAUUUCACCAGUUUCGAGAGGCGACCUUGAUGGCGGGAGGUUGGAAGACGGGACUAUUCACAUGCCCAUAGCGUGAACCCGCGGAUGCUUCCACAGAUUAGAGACUUAGUAACAGAAUCUCACCAACUCUCACCGUUGCAAGCACUCCUGCUUUCUAAGCAAUACAUCCACUCAACUGCUGACAUGCUUUUUCGCCCCUGUUGUCACAGAAGCAAAGCACAGCACCUUCCUUCCUCUUUGCGCAAAUUGCGCAUGGCGUUUAUUGAGGGCAGGGAAGCUGCUCCCGUGAACGGCCCAGUUCGGGCAAGUUUGAUAUGCGCCCCUAGCAAUGCGCUGCGAGGAAGUUGCGACGCUCAGCUUACUAUCCGGCUGUCUCCAUGAGCAAGUUUGGUUCUUUCUGCGGGUCUUGAAGAUAGCAUGUUGAUGGGCCUGAACUUGUGUUCUGGAGAUUGACGUGUGUCUGGCGAUGGUGUAAGGAGUGAGGUC
Aureobasidium pullulans EXF-150 is the source of this 508-nucleotide messenger RNA. RefSeq lists its product as uncharacterized. NCBI's taxonomy places the organism in Eukaryota, Fungi, Ascomycota, Dothideomycetes, Dothideales, Saccotheciaceae. The transcript has a single exon. The record is from RefSeq and is a predicted model, not a curated record. The coding region runs from base 107 to 403 and encodes 98 amino acids.